CGUUCCCGAAAUUGUCAAGUAUAGGGUAUAUAGCAAGCCUCUUCCUUUUCCACUUCCGAGACUUACCUCUACUCCACCAAAACCCAGAGAAGUACCUCUUAUCACCCCAGUUGCAGGUCAGCAUCUCACACACUCAUAAUCGACCACCACUGCAUCUUCUUGCACAACAACGACCCAAAACGAUGAAGUCCAACGACUUUCAAAACGCCAAACAACCCAAGAUUGGCUGUAAUUCCAACACGGAAAGCGAUAAUGGCCCAACCAACCCACAAACAAUCUCGCAGUCCAGAUCGCUGAUCGACGAGUUGCGCCACAAAACGCUGGAGAACCAAUCGCACCUGAAUCGGAUUCAAGUACUGAUCGCCGAGAACCAAGAGCUCAGACAGAAAAUGAGGGCUCAAUCGGAAGACAGGCGAUCAGCGAAUGAGGAGGGUAAAGCAACCCAAGCCGCCGUCGAAGCCUUGGCCGAAAAAACCGAUGCGCUCGCUGAAACAAUAUAUCGCAUGGAGGAGAAAGUAGACGGACUCAACAACGCUUCUGGCAUCCACCGUCUGGAGGACAGACUCAUCGACAUCGAAGCACGUUUGCCAACGACGCCGCAUCAAGGAGAGCUGAUCGAUGACAGCGAUACUUGUUCUGAAAAUUCGGACUCCACAGCUACGGAUAUAGAUACAGAUGAUGAGAUGGGGGCACUCUUGGGGCUGUCGGAACACGUGAAGAUGGCUAUAUUUCUGUGUUCUUGGGGGCUAUGGGUGUGGCUGCAUCCACGAGAUCGGUGA
Molecule: messenger RNA, 779 nt
Organism: Periconia digitata
Lineage: Eukaryota; Fungi; Ascomycota; Dothideomycetes; Pleosporales; Periconiaceae
Source: the annotation of a GenBank genome assembly